Molecule: messenger RNA, 997 nt
Organism: Panicum virgatum (switchgrass)
Lineage: Eukaryota; Viridiplantae; Streptophyta; Magnoliopsida; Poales; Poaceae
Product: probable calcium-binding protein CML41
Exons: 1
Coding region: 69-725 (218 amino acids)
Molecular function (GO): calcium ion binding
Source: RefSeq, a predicted model, not a curated record
UGUUCACCACCAGCUCGCCGGCAGCCUCAGGCCUCAGCUCGCACAGACAUCGCCGCGAAGGUCAGAGAAUGGCGGACAUCGAGGUGUCCAGGCCGUCGAAGCGGCUGUCCCCGAAGCGCAGCGGCAGCUUCAAGCUGAGCCUGCCCGGGCUGUUCUGCGGCCAGUGCAAGGCCACGGCGGUGUCGUCGCCGCCGGACUCCCCCACGGGCGGCGUCGGGUCGGGUGCGCGGUCGCUGUCGUCGUCGUCCGCUUCCGCGUCGGCGUCGUCCUCGGGCACCUCCCGCGGGCGCGACCGCGUGGCAGAGCUCCGCGAGAUCUUCCGCCACUUCGACCGCGACAUGGACGGGCGCAUCUCGGGGCGGGAGCUGCGCGAGUUCUUCGCGUCCAUGGGCGACGGCGGGCUGGCCGCGCUCGGGCAGGGGCUGGACGGCGUCGGCGGCGGCGGCGGGGAGGACCUGAUGCUGGGGUUCGAAGACUUCGUGCGCAUCGUGGAGAGCAAGGGCGGCGAGGAGGAGGAGCGCGAGGACCUGCGCCGCGCCUUCGAGGCGUUCGAGGCCGUCAAGGGGUCCGGCCGGAUCACGCCCCGGGGGCUGCAGCGCGUGCUCAGCCAGAUGGGCGACGAGCCAUCCGUGGCCGAGUGCGAGGCCAUGAUCCGCGCCUACGACGACGACGGCGACGGCGAGCUCGACUUCCACGACUUCCACCGCAUGAUGAGCCAGGACUAGCUAGGACUUAUUCUUCUUUUUCCUUCGUUCAUUCGCCUUUGCCUUUAAUUUGAGUCCUGAUCGAUUCUCGUGUGUUACCUUUAGAUUAGAGGCCGUUAGUUCUUCAGUUUGUUCGUGUGGGUCGUGGUCUGCGUGUGCGCAAUGGGCGCGCGCGAACGCGGCGUGGGUUUUGGGACGUGCCGCCUGUGUGUGUGCUUGGAGCUACUGGUACGUGUGUUAUGAGUGUUCUGGAUGUUGUCACGUGCUGCGUGCAUGCUGUUGUUGACGUCUCA